GUUAUUUUUAAAAUAACAGUGGCAGGAUGUUUUUCUGGCAAUUUCUGUAGAUUUUGAUAAAAUAUUUGAUGUAUUAAAUAUGGGAAAUGAACUCUAUGUUGAACAGUUUUGCUUGUUUAACUGUUUUCUCGUUUUCUGUCUACAUCAUCUUACGUAUUGUGUCCAGAUCUUUCUCUGCAGUGCCCAAGAACGAAGGAAAGCAUGUGCAAAGCUCAUCUGUCAGGAAUGUUGACACGCAAGACAUACGCAGAGAUAUGGGCUUUUAUGAAAGUUAUCUAGCAGAUUUAAACACACUUUAUGGCACUAAGGUUUAUGCUGUAUUAUCACUGAAGUCUGUAGUAAAUCUGAAACGUCACAAUAUAAAAAACACCCUACUAUUGCUAGCUAGGAAACAUCCUAUACUUCGAGCUAGGGUGACAAGUUAUCACAAUACGCAUGCGUCAACGAGGCAAUUUGUUAUCAACACAGAAGAAAGAAGUGUUCCAGAAUUAAGAUUUGUAAAUACAAGCAAUUGGCAAAUGAUACUAGAAGAAGAAUUGAUAGGUAACAAUGAAAGAUCAAAUGAUCAACUCUUUUGGAAGACCAUUGUGACACGGGAACAGUAUGAAGCCAGACAAAAAUUAUACAUUAAUACUUUACUAUUCUUAUUUGAUCCUGUUAUUGUUGAUCGGAUCUCAGUUGUAAAGUUUACACAAGAUUUUGUUGCUGUGUUAUGUCAGCUGGUCAAUUGCGAUAUUCGUGUGGAAAACACAAAAACUGUACAUUUGCCAUCACCAACAGAGGAAUGUUUGAGACCACCAUUUCCAAAGUUGUUGGUUUCAGUGUUUAAACAAGUUAUUAUGAAAUUUCAAGGCUUCAUUCGAGGUCCAGUAUCUAGUCAUCAGAAAGAUAAAAGGUGUAGGUUUCGGGCUAUUAAGCCUUUGAUAGUUAUGAAAUGUCUAUCCGAACAAGAUACAUCUAGGCUAUUGAAAUAUUGCCAUAAUUUAAACUGUUCUCUGAUUGCUCUGUUUAUCACUGCAUGGUCUGACAUCAUGUCUGGUCGCUCAGGUAGUGCGAGGGCUUUAUGUCACAGAAAACCUGUUACAGUAGUUGUAGAUUAUCGGACAUCAAUGACAGCUGAGUUACCACAGUCGUAUCUUAGCAAUAGCAGUUCAUGUUUUCAUCUUUAUUUGUUUGAUCCACAGAAUAACUGUAGAUAUUUUGGAUCAACUGUUAGAGAUUGUGAAAAUCUGUUGAAGUCAUCCAUAAGGAAGAAAAAACACUUGGACUUGAUAUGGCAGCUUAAAUAUGACAAUUCAAGGACAGAUGAAUCAUCACCUUUCGAAAUAGCAGAUAUUGGAAGAUUUAGUUUUAAUCAAACAUGGCCAUUUUCACUGCAUGAGGUUUUCAUUGGUGCAAGUAGCCGAUCAACCGUAAACUUGACAUUAUUAGUUGUUAACAACAAGUUAUAUUGUGGAAUGCAUUUAAAUUCACAUUUCAGUGGGUGUGCCGAUUUAUUAAGUGCCUUGUUUGCUAGGAUUGUACAGAUGAUAUGUCAUUGAAUAUUUAAUACAAUGUUUUAUUAUGUACUAUAUUAUUAUAUAUGCUCAAUUUUUGAAAUAUAUUGCCAUCUGAUUGGCUGAAAAUUGAGCCUUGAUUAUCACGUGAUGCACCACUAUUUUUUCAAUCCUCAUUCAGGGACUGGGUACGAGUCAACUUAAAUAUUAGAAUUGUACAGUAUAUUUAUGUCAGUUUGAUUUGUGUAGCCUAUAUGUUUCGAGUGCAAUUUCGAUACAAACGGACAAAGCGUGAUUCCCAAGCUGAAGGACGAGUGUCUUUCCAGGUGUUUGAAAAGCAAAAAUACAUGUCUGAUUACGGUAGAAAGUGUUUAGAUUCAAGACUACUCAGUCCUGGCUACUGCAUUCUCAACUACGAACCAACUCGGCGAUCGAAUUUUCCAACAUAAGUGUUUGCUAUUAUAUUUAACCACAAUGUCGAUGAUUUGAAAGUUUCAGCCUUGCAAGUUCUUCAAUUAUUUGUAAACUAUUUGCAUUUAUUAUUUUACUCUGUCUAAUGCCAGACGAUUGUAGUAAUAAUAAUAAUUAACUAUAUUUUUACAGGUUAACUUGGUCAGCUAUAUUAAGCUGCUAUAAAUCAAGGACCUGUGUUUACGAUAAAAUUUAAAUAGAUAAAAAGUGUAAAGCUCCGUUUACACGAGCAAAUUUUACAGUGACAAAUUUCAUAUGUGAAAGAUAUUUUGCUCGUGUAGAUGAUACAUUUGUGACAAAUUUAUUGUGACAAAUGCAUUUGAACAAAAGCUAGCAUGCUAGCUUUUGAUCAAAUGCAUUUGUCACAUUAAAUUUGUCAUAUAAAAUUUGCUCGUGUAAACGGGGCUUAAAGCUUCAUAUUUACAAAAUGUUUCGAAUAGUUAUUGAGAAUAGUGUUCAAUAAAAAGUGAGAUGUCUCUAAUUUACGAAGCGUUUCUAACUUUCUAACAGUUAAAAAUAAUGUUACAUUGUUCCCCAAAUCUCAGUAAUGAAGUUUCUUUUGUUAGACUGUCUGGUAGUUUGUUGUAUUGAACUGCUCCUUGGAAUGCAAAUCGUUUCCGUGCAGUUUCAGUUCUAACUUUUGGCAAUAGCAGUUUGUUGUUAUCUCCACGGGUGCCUUUUCCAUGUG
Paramuricea clavata is the source of this 2655-nucleotide messenger RNA. The record is from the annotation of a GenBank genome assembly. Lineage: Eukaryota; Metazoa; Cnidaria; Anthozoa; Malacalcyonacea; Plexauridae.